GCCAGAGACAGCGUGCUUCGCGCUGAGCGCGUGAGCCAACCGUUUCGCGGGCGAGCGGGACCCGCUAACGGGCAACGGACCGGAAACCAUGUGAAGGAACAGAACCGAAACCAGGCGCAGCGCUUAAAUUAGCAUGGGCGUCUGAAAUACUUUUUUUUUUUUUUUUUUUUUUUUUUUUAAAUCAUUAAGCCGGUCACUACCUCUACCUUUCCGUUUUUGGACGCACAGGUGCGCGCGCUCCCCGCGUCUCCGUUAAAAGCAGCGGCCAUGGCCGAGCCGGAGCGGAAACCCUGCCACCGGGCGCCGGUUCGGGUCGGAUUUUAUGACAUCGAGCGCACUUUGGGGAAAGGGAACUUCGCUGUGGUGAAGCUGGCGAGACACCGGAUCACCAAGUCGGAGGUGUGUGAGUGGAAAAACUCUACCAAGUAGCGAACUCCGGGAGCCACACUGAGAAAUAAACUACCUUGACACUGAGCUGUGCUUUGUGCAGGGCAGUGAGUGUGUGUGACCGCUGUCCAGGCUUCACAAGUAGUUUUUCUGCGACCAGAUAAUAAUAGAAAUACCAGCAAACCGACACGUGCGCUAUUUUAUCUUGGUCUAUAAUAUACUCUCAGAAAUGUACCUAAGGUACCAAACUGGACUUUUCCUUUUAACUGAGGUGGCCAUAAAGAUCAUAGAUAAGACACAGUUGGAUGCUGCAAACCUGGAGAAGAUCUACAGGGAGGUGGAGAUCAUGAAGCUGCUGGACCAUCCACAUAUCAUUAAGCUUUACCAGGUCAUGGAGACCAAGAACAUGCUCUACUUGGUCACUGAGUAUGCCAAAAAUGGGGAGAUCUUUGAUUACCUGGCUAACCAUGGGCGUUUGAGUGAGGCAGAAGCACGGAGAAAGUUCUGGCAGAUCCUGUCAGCCGUGGAGUACUGCCACGAGCGCAGCAUCGUUCACCGAGACCUGAAGGCUGAGAACCUGCUGCUUGAUGCAAACAUGAACAUCAAGAUUGCAGACUUUGGCUUUGGGAACUUCUUCCAGCCAGGGCAGCCUCUAGCCACAUGGUGUGGAAGCCCACCUUACGCGGCUCCCGAGGUGUUUGAAGGGCAGAAAUAUGAAGGUCCGCAGCUGGACAUUUGGAGCAUGGGGGUGGUCUUAUAUGUCCUGGUGUGUGGCGCAUUACCAUUUGAUGGUCCCAGUCUGCCUGUUUUGAGACAGAGGGUCCUUGAAGGCCGUUUCCGCAUCCCUUACUUCAUGACCGAGGACUGCGAACAUCUGAUCCGGAGGAUGCUGGUCCUUGACCCGGCCAAGAGGUUGGCACUAAGCCAGAUUCGUCAGCACCGCUGGAUGGUGCAGGAGGUACCAUCACCAAAGCCCCAGCUCAACUGGCAGGGCGUGGGAGAGCACAGUGAGCAGGUCCUUCGUCUCAUGCACAACCUCGGCAUCGACCAGCACAAGACCAUAGAGUCUCUCCAGAACAAAAGCUACAAUCAUUUUGCUGCUAUUUACUACCUGCUGGUGGAGCGACUCAAGGCCCACAGAAGCAGUUUCCCUGUGGAACAGCGGCUCAACGGUGCUCAGCGCCGGCCAAGCACAGUGGCUGAGCAGACUGUCCUCAAGGCUUCUGUUCCAGCUCUGCAAGCCACGCGCCACCUGCGCUCACCCAUUCUCCUGCAGACCUCCACUGAAACUUUCAGCUUCACACAAAGCACUCCAGAGCAGGCCCUAAUGGAGGAGGAUGUAGCCACUCCCAAGGUGGAUGGCUGUCUGCUGGAGCCUCUGCCCCCUGUUGUGGUGCGUAAUGCCAGUGGCUCAUUUCCAGGCACUGUCAAAGAGUCAUCCAUAGAUGAAGGAAUUGAGGCUGAGGACGAACAGACCAUCCACUUAAGCCAGCGCAGACAAACACUGUCAGAGGGCAACAGCCAACUGGGCACAGUGUCUGCCUCAGGGAAGCUCCUCUCCAUGGCUUUGAACCCAUCUCUGGGCAGCAUGGACUCAGAGUAUGAUUUGGGCUCCACACACAGUGACCUCAGCCUGGCGGAGGACCCUCCCCCCCAUCGAGGCACGCUGACAGCGAUGCCUGCCAGUCAAGCAGACCCCACCUUCCCCUCCUCGAAACCCUCUAAUCCCAGCCCCCAGGCCCUUAGCUCAGAGGAGCGUAAGGCUCAUAAUCAUUCAUCAGUCAGCUUUCGUGAAGGCCGACGAGCAUCAGACACAUCUCUGACACAAGGUCUGGUAGUGUUCAGGCAGCACCUUCAAAAUCUUGCCAGGACCAAAGGAAUUCUGGAGUUGAACAAAGCCCAGGUGGUGCUGGGAUCUGGAGAUGGAGACAUCAGCUUCCAGCCUAAAAACCUGGAGCUUCAACAGCAGGGAGAAGCACAUCAGUGUCGUAGUGGAAAGGACACAGCAAUGUUCUCAACUAAAAUGCACCCGUAUCUGCUGUCUAGACGGCAGUCACUGGAAACCCAGUGUCUUGCUCAGAGGCUGCAGAGGGCUAGUCUGCUGGCCAGUGGUGCUGGCAGUGGGCAAAUGUUCUGUAAGGAUCCUACGCCUCGUACACUGGAGCAGCAACUACAGGAAUACAGACUCCAGCAGAAGAGACUCCAUCUACAGAAGCAGUCUCAUCUGCAGGCCUACUUCCACCAGACUCAGCUGGCAGAGGACCGGUACCCACCCGUGCAGGAUCACGCCGAUACCUCCCUCACCAGCCCAACUUUCUCUCGUACUCCUCAGACCCUCAGCCCACUCCUGGAGCCUGGGACCCCCUACCCAGAGAUGCACUCUGUGCCCUCAGACUGUGAGACGAUGGAGGCUCAACAAGGAGGCUGUGUUCUGGUGAAGUGAAGCUCUUCCCCUUCCAGCCAGACUCACUGGGGCUGGAUCUCAGACACACAAAAAAAAAAAAAAAAAAAAAACAGGAGAACAGCACCAAACUCUCACGGACAAGCAAAAUAGGGUGUUGGUGUUCAAUCUUAAUGAGACACACACACCCCCAUUGUGAUCCCAAUCCUAGAGUAUGGACUAUGAAGGACUUGUUUUGUCAACUGUAAGAGUGGUAUUUCUUUGCAAAAUUAGCUAGAAAAGCACAAUAGAAACAUGUUCAAGCAAAGAUUCAGAUUUGUGUCAGUAUGAAAGCAAUAUGUUCUCCCUGAUAAGACAAUUUUAAGGUUAUUUAAUUACUUUUUAAACUUGAUCAAUUUUACAUAGCUAUUUGCAGAAUGGGAAAAGUCAGCUUGAGAAGCAGAAAAGCAGUUCUGUCCUACUUCUCUAAUACUUGGUUCUACUUAAAGGCUUGUUAUACUUCAUCACACCUGCUUCUGACAGCCAAAUGAAACAAACUUCAGAGAGCCAUGAGCUUUUAUAGUCUUUCAGAACAGUGAUCAUAGCUGUCUAUCACUCAAGGAGGUGGGUAGUACACAGCAAGGCAAGUUCACAUUUUAUUGUCGCCCAUUUAACAAAAAUGGUGGCAUUUCAAUGGACACCAUUUUUGCUGCGCUCUCUCCCCGAAGUGCCUUUCCACGGCGCAGAAGGCAUCGGAAGCCUGUUGGAUGAAAGUACAAGUGGGCCUUUAGGCACUUACAAAUGUGUCAGAAGGAAACAUCUGUCAUAUCAAGCAAUGUUAAAUCCACUAGUCACUCCAAAUGACUACUGAACCAAACAAUGAUGUUGGUAGGCUUGUUUCAUUCAAGUUCACCACAUGUGGUAUUAAAAUAAUGCAGUUUAUUCAGUACACUUAAACAGUUCCUACACUCAUUGGAUAUUUUUUAUUAGAUACCCCUCUGAGUAGUUAUACUUACUGAAUAAAAAGCCCAUUUGAUGCUGUAUAGACUUUGUCAGCCAACUUGUCUGUCAAUGGAAAGUGACCACCAUGGGAGCACAACUGACUAGAUUUUUUUGGUGGUUGAUCAUCCUCAGCACAGCAGUGACACUGCCAUGGUAGUGCAUGUUUCACUGGUACAUCAGUAGCUAACACCGUGCUGGGGGAUUUUCCCCAUUGAUGCACCAGAUAGAAGGGGGCUGAUAGAUUAUGCGUAGCAACGUAGUCAAUAAUUGUAUACCAACAAAGCACCUACAACGUCAAGGAGUCUAAUAUGAAGCCAUUUCAGAUUCCAUGCGAGCUGUAGCGACUUUGUCAGGAAAUACAGUAUUUCAUUAUUAUAGUCAUGGGCCUUUUUUCUGUGAAAUGUUCUG
This is a messenger RNA of Pangasianodon hypophthalmus (striped catfish), 4177 nucleotides long. RefSeq names its product salt-inducible kinase 2a (gene sik2a). Gene Ontology annotation, molecular function: protein serine/threonine kinase activity; ATP binding; tau-protein kinase activity. The transcript is spliced from 15 exons. Gene Ontology annotation, cellular component: cytoplasm. The record is from RefSeq and is a predicted model, not a curated record. The coding region runs from base 617 to 2830 and encodes 737 amino acids. NCBI's taxonomy places the organism in Eukaryota, Metazoa, Chordata, Actinopteri, Siluriformes, Pangasiidae. Gene Ontology annotation, biological process: microtubule cytoskeleton organization; intracellular signal transduction; protein phosphorylation.